This is a messenger RNA of Penicillium cataractarum, 267 nucleotides long. RefSeq lists its product as uncharacterized. NCBI's taxonomy places the organism in Eukaryota, Fungi, Ascomycota, Eurotiomycetes, Eurotiales, Aspergillaceae. The transcript has 2 exons. Bases 1 to 267 code for a protein of 88 amino acids. The record is from RefSeq and is a predicted model, not a curated record.
AUGAGACUAUCGCUGCCAAUACAUGUCCUUUUUCUAUGCUUCAGCACCGCCGCCGUCGCUGGCCCAGUGGGAUAUGGAGUGUGCCAGGCUGGAUGUGCAGGCGUGACGAUGGCCUGCUAUUCAGCGGCUGGAUUCACAUGGGGAGCCACUGCGGGCGCAACAGCACCUGCAACCAUCGUUGGUUGCAACUUGGCUUUCGGGAAGUGCCAGGCAGCCUGUGCGGCGGUGUUGCUUAUGCCAACCCCUCUUGACGUUGACGUUGUUUGA